GAAUAUCAAGUCAAUUAUUUUCAGUUAAAAUUUUAACAGACAAGACCAUGGAUGAAAACUGUUUAAAAUAUUACUUUGACUUUUUAUCGCAACCCUCAAGAGCUUUGUAUAUAUUACUUAGAGAAAGCGGUACCAAGUUUGAAGCUAAUCAAGUGGAUUUACUAAAAGGCGAACAUCAGGAUGAUGAUUACAAAAAAGUAAAUCGUUUUCAAAAAGUGCCAGCCAUAAUUGACUAUGUGAACGAUAAAGAAUUGCAUUUAGCUGAAAGCAUUGCCAUAUUAAGAUAUUUGGUCGAAUGUAAAAAAAUUUCACUAACUUUCUAUCCGUUGGACUUGGAGCUAAGGGCUCAAGUAGAUGAGUUUUUAGAAUGGCAGCAUACGACUAUAAGAACUUCAUGUUCUUUAUAUUUUCGUUUUGUUUGGGUUCAAGAAAAGUUAAUAGGUGCUCCAGCUUCUAGUGGCAAGAUUGCAAAAUAUCGCUUAUUAAUGGAAAAAGAUUUGGAACUAAUGGAAAACUUAUGGCUUAAAGAUAAUACAUUUUUGGUGGGAAAUUCUAUUACGGCAGCUGAUGUUUUUGGUGCUUGUGAAAUUGAACAAAUAAGAUGCACAGGUUAUGAAAUUAAAUUAAAAUUUCCUAAAAUCUAUACAUGGAUUGAGAAUGUUCGCAGAGAAUUGAAACCGAAUUUUGAUAAAGCUCAUCAUGUGGUUUAUACUAUUGAAAAGGAAACAAAAUCUAAAGAUAAUAAAUAAAGUAAUAAGAACUUAAUAUUUGUAAAACUAGAUUAGCCGUAGAUUAUUAGACUAAUUUCGUAAAAGGCUUUGGAUUUGUUGAAGUCGGACAUAAUUUUAUAUUAAA
Messenger RNA from Lucilia sericata (common green bottle fly), 855 nucleotides. RefSeq names its product glutathione S-transferase theta-1-like. NCBI's taxonomy places the organism in Eukaryota, Metazoa, Arthropoda, Insecta, Diptera, Calliphoridae. Gene Ontology annotation, biological process: glutathione metabolic process. Gene Ontology annotation, cellular component: cytoplasm. Gene Ontology annotation, molecular function: glutathione transferase activity. The transcript has 3 exons. The record is from RefSeq and is a predicted model, not a curated record. The coding region runs from base 48 to 749 and encodes 233 amino acids.